GGCAGGGAGCAGCUUCUCGCGAGAAACUUUGCUUGUUUUGCUGCUGGGUUUUGAGCGAUUGAUUGAAAAGCAACGGCGAGACUGGAUUUCUUUGUUUGCUUGAAUAAAUGUUGCUAAUCUGAUAUAUGCUAUAUAUAUAUAUACCCAUAUAUAUAAGAGCAUAUAUCAAGUGAAAAAGCAGAGAAUCAGACGCUUGAAAAGGGGGAACAGGGCCGGAUAGGGGCUGCCGCACCGGAAGAGCAUCAUGUCGCCGCAGAGAAAACUGCUGCUGCUGGGCACGUUUGUGCACUCCAAGACGCAGCAGCAUCUCGAAUUCCUGCACAAUGCAGCAGUGGCGGUGGAUGAGCAGGGCAAGAUUGCCGCCAUUGAACGGGACGUGGCAGAGGCGAGCGAGGCCCAGGCACGGCUUCUCACGCAACUUGGCUGGGACGAAGCAGAGGUGGAUGUGACGGUGGCUGCCGAGGGGCAGUUUUUCUUUCCCGGCUUUGUGGACACGCACAUCCACGCGCCGCAGUAUGCAAACGCAGGCAUCUUUGGCAAAUCAAGUCUCCUGGACUGGCUCGAGACGUACACGUUCCCCCUCGAGUCCAGCCUCGCGGACCUCUCAAAGGCCCGCCGCGUCUACACCAGAUGCGUCCGCCGCACGCUCUCCCACGGCACCACCACGGCGACCUACUACGCCACCAUUGACGUCGCGGCAACCAACCUCCUCGCCGACCUCUGCCUGUCCAUGGGCCAGCGGGCGUUUGUGGGCAGGGCGUGCAUGGACAACCCGGACGUGAACCCGGACUACUACCGGGACGCCUCUGCCGCCGAGACAUUGAGGGCGACGCAGCAGACCAUUGACCACAUGCGCAGCAUCGACCCGGGAUUCGACAUCGUCUCGCCCAUCCUGACGCCCCGCUUCGCCCCUUCGUGUUCCCGCGAGGCCAUGGCCGGACUGGCACAGCUUCAUCGCGAGACAAACCUCCCCAUCCAGACUCACAUCUCAGAGAACCUCGGCGAAAUCCAGCUCGUGAAGAGCAUGUUCCCAGAGGCCGAUUCAUACGCAGGCGUCUACGACAAAUACGGCCUUCUCACCCCAAAGACAGUCCUGGCACACGCGGUGCACAUCUCCGAGGAAGAGGCGGAGCUCAUCGCCCAUAGGGGAUCAAAAGUGUCCCACUGCCCAUGCAGCAACACGUCCUUGACCAGCGGGCCGGCACGAGUGCGCUGGAUGUGGGACAGGGGCAUCGACGUCGGCUUGGGCACAGACAUGAGCGGCGGGUACAGCCCUUCGAUCCUAGAUGCCGCGAGACAGGCCGCGCUGGUGAGCAGACAUGUGGCCAUGGGCAUUCACGUCCCCGAAGGUGGCGGCGCUGCUGCCGUUGAGCAGGAGAAGGAAAGGGAGAGGGUCAAGCUGACGGUUGAAGAGGCGCUGUACCUGGCUACGCGGGGAGGAGCACGGUGUGUAGGGCUGGAAGACAAGAUUGGGGGGUUCGAAGUAGGCAUGGAAUGGGACGCGCAGUUGGUAUCUUUAAGUCAAGUGAGUGACGAUGGCGGCAUGGAAGAGCAUGACCAUGGCCAUGGACUUGUGGAUGUGUUUGGGUGGGAGAGCUGGGGGGAUAGACUGGCCAAAUGGCUGUACAACGGAGACGACCGAAACACGAAGAGGGUUUGGGUCAAGGGCAGGUUAGUCCAUAAACGAAAGUGAGGAACCGGAGCGGGCCUGGAGAUAUAGAGUAGAACAACUGUCUACCACGAUGGAAACGGUAAUGACUAGGAUGAGCAAAACGGAUAGAUAUAUAGAAUGUAGAAGGGGGAGAGGCAUUUCACUAGAAACAAAGCUAUAUUCC
This is a messenger RNA of Trichoderma asperellum CBS 433.97, 1835 nucleotides long. The record is from RefSeq and is a predicted model, not a curated record. NCBI's taxonomy places the organism in Eukaryota, Fungi, Ascomycota, Sordariomycetes, Hypocreales, Hypocreaceae.